This is a messenger RNA of Podarcis raffonei (Aeolian wall lizard), 2584 nucleotides long. RefSeq names its product FOS like 2, AP-1 transcription factor subunit (gene FOSL2). Gene Ontology annotation, biological process: regulation of transcription by RNA polymerase II. The transcript is spliced from 4 exons. NCBI's taxonomy places the organism in Eukaryota, Metazoa, Chordata, Lepidosauria, Squamata, Lacertidae. Gene Ontology annotation, cellular component: nucleus. Bases 980 to 1951 code for a protein of 323 amino acids. The record is from RefSeq and is a predicted model, not a curated record. Gene Ontology annotation, molecular function: DNA-binding transcription factor activity, RNA polymerase II-specific; RNA polymerase II cis-regulatory region sequence-specific DNA binding.
CGGGCUGGGUUUGGCUCGGCGGGGCUGAAAGGACAGCGCGCUCUGGCCCUGUUCUCCCUCCUCCGCCAAGUGGGAGGCUCCGCGGGGCGGGGCCAGAAGCCUGCGAGUUUGACGUUUGCGAAUCCACAUGGUACAGCUCUUCAGAGGCAGGGAGAUGGAAUAAUAAGACUGUGGAUUUGAACUAAUGCCAUUGCACUGACUCAUUCAGGGAGAGUAAAGGAGCUCCGAGAACAAGGAUACUAGAGAGAGAGAGAGAGGAGAGGGAGGGGGAAAGGAGGGGGAAAGAAAGAUCGCUUUUAUGGCCGAGAAGGGCAGCAUCAAGGGUUAAGGGAUCAAUAAUUCGGGGGAGUAUUUUUAAGCAGCAACAACUAACGAUCAGGAGCCUCCGAUCCCGGGCUGAGUCAUCCAUCCAGUCCAGUUGGAGCAGGAAGCUGGCACUUUUCUGUAGGGCUUAAUUAUACAGGAGGUUUAGAUGCUCCUGAUUUAAAAACUACAGGGCGACCGCGGCUUUGAAAGCAGUAGGGAGAUCUCCACAGGAAGUUGGAAGGAAGGCAAACGAGAUACAUCAAGCUUUCUCUUCUGUAGAAAUAAAAGUCGCAUUUGGAAAACUAUUUUUUUAAUAAGUAUAUUGUUUUGAUUCUCGCGUGAGAGGCAAUGAUUUGCCUUUAGAGCGCGUGCAUUUUUUUCCCUUCUGCACUGUAUGCGGAGGUUUUUUUGGAUUUAUUUUUUAAUUCCCACAGUUGCUGUCGCAAGAAACAAAAAACCAGGAAAGGACUUAUUUUUCAUUGCUUAAAAUAGAGAAAAGGGAGGGGGGAGCAACACCCUGCCAGAUCCACUUGAGUGCAUUUGGAAAAUCCUAAGGCAGUAAAUAAAAAGAUCGGAAGCGAACAAGACAGGGAGGGCUGAGGAACAAAACAAACAAACAGCGUGCACGGUUUUGUUUUUUUAAGAUUUCAAAGUUUAUUUCUCACCUCGGACAAUGUACCAGGAUUUCCCAGGGAACUUUGAUACCUCCUCCCGGGGCAGCAGCGGUUCUCCAGGCCACCCGGAAACUUACAACAGCAUCACAGCUCAACAGAAAUUCCGGGUAGAUAUGCCAGGAUCGAGCAACGCUUUUAUUCCUACCCUGAACGCCAUCACCACCAGCCAAGACUUGCAGUGGAUGGUGCAGCCCACUGUCAUCACCUCCAUGCCAAGUGCCUACUCUCGCUCGCAUCCCUACAGCCAUGGCCUGCCAAAUCUGUCCUCGGUUACUGGACACACAGCUCUUCAGAGACCGGGUGUCAUUAAAACCAUUGGGACCACGGUGGGCAGGAGGAGGAGAGAUGAGCAGUUGUCGCCUGAGGAAGAAGAGAAGAGAAGGAUCAGGAGAGAGAGGAACAAACUAGCAGCUGCUAAAUGCCGUAACAGACGCCGAGAGCUGACUGAGAAACUUCAGGCAGAAACCGAGGAGCUGGAGGAAGAGAAGUCUGUGUUGCAGAAGGAGAUCGCCGAACUCGAGAAAGAGAAGGAGAAGCUGAGGUUCAUGCUGAUGGCUCACAGCCCCAUGUGCAAGAUCAGCCCUGAGGAACGCCGAACCCCGCCAUCUCACAGCCUCCAGACCGUCCGGACUGGAGUGAGCAAUGCUGUAGUGGUGAAGCAGGAGCCCGUCGAAGAAGAGAUCCCCUCCUCAUCCUCUGACCUCGAGAAAGGGCAGAGAUCAGUCAUUAAACCUAUCAGCAUCGUCGGGGGCUUUUACGGGGAAGAGCCGCUCAACACUCCCAUUGUGGUGACCUCGACACCCGCCAUCACCCCCGGAGCAUCCAGCUUGGUCUUCACCUACCCCAGCGUGCUAGACCAGGAGUCUCCUCUCUCCCCCUCGGAGUCUUGCUCCAAAGCUCACCGGAGGAGCAGCAGCAGCGGCGACCAGUCCUCGGAUUCCUUGAACUCCCCCACUCUGCUGGCACUGUAACCCCUUUUCCCUUUUGCCCCCCACCCCACCCCACUCAGUUACUCUGGAGGGGGAAACCCCGCCUUUGAGAUCAAAAGACCAGCACAAUGACUUUUUUCUUUUUUCCCACCAAGCACAAGGGCGGCAAAAGCAAGAAGAGGAAAAUAGAAACUUCCUGGGACGGGAAGAACCAGAACAAACGUAAAGCCAUAUAGGAGUGGGGUGGGGAAGCAGAAGUCGCAUUACUGGGACCCAAGUGCUUAGACUACAUGGUGUGUGCAUGUGUAGAAGUGGGUGGGAGAGCCAAACUCCCCAUCCAACGUUUAGUGCGAACGGAUGUGAGCUUCAGUAAAUCGCUAGCCCGUUCGCCUGUCAUUGCUGAUGAAUGGACUGGCGAAACCAGGUUCUCUUCUGUGCUAAGUAGUACAUUCCAGUUAGUUUGAUCUCAUUUGGGCCUUCACCUUUUUACUUUCUAUUGGAUACCAUGACAUUUCGAAAACUCUAACAAAACAAAAAAAAAGGCUUGUGGCAAUUGUCAUUAAACCGCUGCUGAUGUUAGGAUCUGCCUACACGGGAUUCUUGCUGUUGUUGGGUGAGGGGGUGGGCUUUUUGGAAUAUAUGGUGCAGAGCCGAGAGAGGAAAAAAAUAACAGGU